AUGAACAUAGACCUUGAGAUCUUGGCAGAAUUUCGUUUGCGGACGCCCAUACGUCAUGGUGCGAUAGUAGGGUUCUACACCAUUCAGUUUGACAUUCAGAAGCUCAAAAUAUGUCUUCUAAAAGGUGUUUGCAAUGAAAUAUGUGAUGUUAUUUCAACUCUUGGUUGGGUGAAACCGUCUGAAAUACAGCUGAAAGCUAUUCCGGCUGCUUUUCGUAAAAAAGACAUAGUGGGGCUUGCAGAAACUGGAUCUGGGAAAACUGCCGCCUUUGCCAUACCGAUAUUGCAAGAUCUACUCUCAAAGCCUAGACAUAACUUUGCAUUGAUACUGACUCCAACAAGGGAAUUAGCUCUUCAAGUCAAGUGUCUUUUUAUGGAACUAGGUGAUAAAUUUGGUUUGAAGGUGGUGUGUUUGGUAGGUGGCCAACAUGUCGAAGAUCAAGUUCGUGAUUUAAAAAGACUUAAAUUCCACGUAAUUGUUGGAACACCUGGCCGAGUAGUUUAUCAUCUUGAAAAUACAAAAGAAUUGCGCUUAAAUCACGUUAGGUACUUUGUACUUGAUGAAGCUGACCAAAUGUUGGAGGAUACUUUUGAACAACAGUUGGCUUUUAUAAUAACAAAGUUGCAUCCCAAUAAACAAACCUUCUUAUAUUCAGCUACCAUGACACAGAAUGUUGAUAAAAUACGAAAGGUAUGCACCAAGUCACCAGUUAUACUUGAAGUCAGUUCAAAAUAUAGCAAAGUUGACAAGUUAGAUCAUGCAUUUAUUUUUAUUCCGGAUAAAGAAAAGGAUUUUUACCUUAUAUAUUUACUAUUAUCAUCUAAGAGCGCAGACAAAAGCCGAUCGAUUAUAUUUACAAGCACAUGGAGAGAAUCAUUUCGUAUAGUGGCAAUGCUUAAAAGUUUGGCCGAUGUAAUUGGUGCUGCUUCUGCCCCACUUAAUGGUGUUAUGCAGCAAGAUAAACGUCAGUCAUCUUUAUUCGAUUUCCGUACAGGUCGUGUUUCAAUACUUGUAGCUACUGAUCUGGCCUCCAGGGGAUUAGACUUUCCAGAUGUUGAUCUUGUUAUUAAUUACGAUGUCCCACGUCGGCCAUCGUGGUCUGAUUCUGCAAAAGCUUAUAUACAUCGAGUAGGAAGAACUGCUCGUGCUGGACGACACGGACGUGCUAUUACAUUUGUUACUCCUUAUUCAGUUACACGUUUGAAAGCUAUAGAAUCAGCUUUGAACGAAAGAAUUCCUCAGCUACCUUGGCCCGGAACAGAUUGCUUGGAUUCACAGUUAAGACAACAAGUAAUACAAGCUGACAAAGAAGCUCGAGCGAACCUACGUAUCAAAGAAAAGCAGAAACAACUAAAGAAAAAAAGAAAAGAUUCAUCAAACAAUAACAGGUUGCCAAAAGCCAAACGAUCACAUCAAGGUAAAGAAGUGGAUCCAGAAGAGACAAACAGUGAAUCAGAAUAG
Messenger RNA from Schistosoma rodhaini, 1461 nucleotides. NCBI's taxonomy places the organism in Eukaryota, Metazoa, Platyhelminthes, Trematoda, Strigeidida, Schistosomatidae. The record is from the annotation of a GenBank genome assembly.